Messenger RNA from Cuscuta campestris, 2310 nucleotides. Lineage: Eukaryota; Viridiplantae; Streptophyta; Magnoliopsida; Solanales; Convolvulaceae. The record is from the annotation of a GenBank genome assembly.
AUACCAAACGGACCCUAAAUGGUUUGUUACACUUUGUGGUAGGUUUCAUUUGUGUCAUGAACUAAACGAUCUUGUUGUAGUAAAUUUUCGGGUAAUAAUCCUUCAUUUCUGUUAGAAGUGUGUCAAAAUAUGUAUGAUACCAAUAUAUUUGGGGCCAUAUAGUUCUCCGUUAGGUCUGGGACGGGAUCCUAGAUCCUACCACCGAGAGCCCUCUUGCCCAAAAUGUUGUAAUGAUCAUUGAAGUUUUUUUGUCAAUGUAUUUGAUCAUUGAAGUACUUGCAUUGUGUCUCUCUAAAUGCAUUGAAGUUACUGCUUUCAUUACCGGAAGCGGAAAUGGUUUUCGUCGGGCUCUUGAUAUCGGCGACGAAGCUUGCCGGUGUGCUCCUGACGCUCUCAGUAGCUGCCAAUGCGUUUUCCUAUAACGCUUACCGCAAGAGGAAUCUCAAACCUUUCACUUCCCCGAUCGACGAGUCCUCCGAUGUCCUCGCCGUCUUCGACAUUAAUCCCGCCGAAGGUGAGAAGGGAUUCUUCUUUGGAUUGGCAACUGCACCAGCACAUGUGGAAGAUGGGCUUAAUGAUGCUUGGCUCCAGUUUGCUCAAGAGGCUCCUUGCAAACAAUCAGAGUCAAACAAAGAGUCAAACAAUGAACCCCAACUAGUAGAUGCACUAUUGGCUUCUGCUACAGGUGAUGGUGGCACUCAACAAGCCUCAUCAUUACCAAGGGCUGUAUCGCCAACUAUAAAAAGAAGAAAGUCAGUUAAGAUUGCUAUGGAGGCAAAAAUUAGAGGAUAUGAAAAGUACGUAGAAGUAGAAGAAACUGCACCUGCCGAGGCAUGCCAGCAUGCCGUUGCUGCAUGGCAUAAUGUUCCAUGCCCAGAAGAAAGGUUAAGGUUUUGGUCUGAUCCGGACACAGAAUUGAAGUUGGCAAAAAAUACUGGAGUCCAAGUGUUCAGGAUGGGAAUUGAUUGGACAAGAAUCAUGCCGAAGGAGCCCAAAAAUGACCUACAAGAAUGUGUCAAUUAUGCUGCACUGGAGAGAUACAAAUGGAUUGUAAAUAGAGUGAGAUUUUAUGGUAUGAAGGUGAUGUUGACUUUAUUCCAUCACUCACUCCCACCUUGGGCUGGAGAAUAUGGAGGGUGGAAGAUGGAAAAGACCAUUGACUACUUCUUGGAAUUUACCAGGCUUGUGGUUGAUGCCGUAUCAGAUGUCGUGGAUUACUGGGUAAUAUUCAAUGAGCCUCAUGUGUUCUGUAUGCUCACUUACUGUGCAGGAGCUUGGCCUGGUGGUAAUCCUGAUAUGCUGGAAGUUGCUACUUCUGCAUUACCCACAGGUGUUUUCAACCAAGCCAUGCACUGGAUGGCAAUUGCACACUUAAAGGCCUACGAUUACAUCCAUGAAAUGAGGUUCACAGUUUUUCUUCUUUCUUCACAUAAUGUCUCCUUUAAUAUUUUUAAGUUAGAACUCGAUUUGGUCCCUCGACUAUAUACCUAUUGUUACUAAAUUUCUCCUCGGUUUUCUUUUAGACUAGUUGGUGCUCAACUAUGCAAUUUGCAUUCUAUUUAGUCCUCAUGUGUAUUCUGCCAAAAUUAACAGGGGUAUUUUCGUAUGGCCCGGUUAAAAUGACACCGGCUUCAGGUGUCAUAUUAUGAGACUGGCCAAUUUAAGGCUUCAACGGUGUUCCGUUCAACCCUAAAGUGGUUCCUACCCCCCUAACCCAAUAAACCCCUGACCCUAGCCCAACCCCUCCAAUUGCACUGCCCAAAUUUAGUUGGCUUUGGGGUAUUUUUUUCACCAUAGGGUCCAGUGGGGUUGGAGGUGCGCUCAGUUGCACAAAAAAUCUCAGUCGAAAAACAUUUACAAUAACUUGUGGACAAAAACUAAAAAUAAUACUGAGUAUACAAUUCUCAUCUACUAUAUACAACCAAGCCAAAUAGUCCACAAAUAUAGUAUUAAAAAUGAACAGCCACUGCCCCACUUUGAAUCUUCAGAUUUUUCACACAUGGCAACGAUGAUAUUCCCCGUUAAGCCACCUCAAGAUGCGUUCUUAUACUUCGAUGCCUCAAACAUUAAAAUCCCAAAAACCACUGUAUCAUAAUCCGGGGUUUAUCGAUACCAUCACAGCCACAUAAAUAUACACAUGCGCACCCACAAAACCGUUUCUCAUGAAAAUCUUACACUAUACCAAGCAAAACGAGCAGGGAGGUUUUCGUAUCCAUGGAUAUGUAUAUCAAACUUUAUAUGGCAUUUAGCCUUACACCAGUUUUUACAGAAAUGCGUAUAUGUAUUUUACAAUAAAGGCUCAGAUUUUGA